Molecule: messenger RNA, 726 nt
Organism: Saxophila tyrrhenica
Lineage: Eukaryota; Fungi; Ascomycota; Dothideomycetes; Mycosphaerellales; Extremaceae
Exons: 2
Coding region: 1-726 (241 amino acids)
Source: RefSeq, a predicted model, not a curated record
AUGACUUCGCAUACUGCAUCUGGCCCGGAGACUGCGGAGGAGAACACCUACCGAGAACUGGCGCAACGAUACCCUCAGAUGAAGUACCAAGUUGCCCGUGCUUGCGCCGUGGCUGGCUACGACAAGUUAUACCAGGAGCUCGACGUACUUCCAGAGACCCACAUAGCAGAAGAGGCUAGGGAGUGCGGCAGUACGGCCAUUUACGAUCAGAUCAUGGCGGCUCCAGUGGGUAAACAGUCUGUUGGAUACGCUACCACUCCGGAGUUCGAUGACUAUGGUGAAGAGACUUUUGGUCUGUGGGACGACCCAGGAUUUGAACAAAGAUCCAUCGACAUCACCGAAGACAUGAGCGUGGAUCGCAACGCCGUGGAAGCGACACCCCUUCACCCAAUCGAUGGAGUCGGGAGUCCUCUGCUGUACCAGCGCCUCCCACUGGACCUGCCAACCAUCGACGAAGACGUGCUCAUCCCCAUUUCUGCCUACUACGGUGACAUCGACCGAUACGAGCGCUUGCGGCGGCCCAAGAUGCUACCUUACGAACUGAACUGUUGUGUAAUAGGCAUCUAUCACAACACAAUGUUCGCCAUCUGGUGGUCAAAACAGUCGAUGGAGACCAAGGGCAUCUGCGUCAUCAGAGCGGCUAUCAACGCACGCUUCAUCAUGAAUAACGUGCUAUCUCGCGCAACCACCGGCGACGACAAGAGCGACAAUCCAUACCUGAUCUGA